AUUUCCUGUGAAAGAAAGUGAAUGAACAAAUAUUCAAUACAUUUGAUUGAAAUGAACAAUGAAGCGUCCAACAUAUUUAUGACUUUAAAAUCGUAUUUGUAUUGUAGAGAUUAAAACGCUUUGGAUUUAUCUGCAGUUUAAAUGCAUUUUAUUUGGUUUAACUUUUAAUACAUUCAAACAUACAAAAGCUAUAUCACAUUAAUAUUACAUUAUUUAAUGCCUUCAAAAAGGCAUUGUAUGCUUUCCUUAAAUAUUGCAAGCCAUGGAUUUAGAAGCUUCUAUAGUGGAUCGGUUACAAAAACUAAGGCAGUGGCAAAUAGAACAACAAGAAAAGCUAUUAAAACAACAACAAAUGCAAAGAGAAGUUUUAAGCCAUGAGCAGGACCGUAUUUGCAAAGUACUUGGUUUGACAAUAGGUGAUCUUAAUGAUAUUAUAGAAAAUACAGAAAACAUGCAUGCUACGCAUGAGAUAAAGGUAGAUACAACAGAGCCAAUAUUAGAUGAAACUUCAGUUUUGCAAUGCAGUGUAGAAAAUUCUAAUAAUGCAUUUGAAAUGAUCGACAAAGGAGUAUCAACAAAUGCUAAUGCAUUGUGCGAAACUUGUGAAAAUGAAGAAACUAAGGAUUCAGAUCAUAUUUCUGCAAUCGUCGAUAAAAAUAAAAAUUCUGUAAAACGUUUUAAUUCUGGUAUAUUGUCACAAGGAGAAGAGUUAAGUAGCGAUUUAUUAAUAGAAGGGAUAAAACCACUAUCAUCGGAUAAUGUAGUUUCAAAUAGAUACAUUUCAGUUGAUGAUAUUCCUGUUCCCUCACCUAAAAAAGAUUUUCAGACAUUACUGGAAGAGAAAUUGAAAAGAGAAUUAGAAGCUAUGUCAAAUGUGUGCACUGAUGUAGAAACUAAACCAAAGAAACCAUUCCUUAAGAAAGGCCAAGGACUUUCGAGAUUUAAGAUUUCUAAAAAUUCAAAACAGUCAACAAUUACAAAGAAACAUAAUACAUUUUUGUCUUCUAAACCAUGUAUUAAUAAAAGUGAUAAAAGCAGGAAAUCUAUACAUAAAGAUGUAAUCUCCAAAUCUCCAAAUAAUUCUAUUAUAAGUGGAAAACGACAAUUAAAUUUAAAAACUGUUCCAUUACCAAGAAAUAAGAUCCUUAAUAAAACCGAAUAUAUUAGUCCAAGUAAACAAACUACAUAUAAUGUUACUUCUAAUCAAUCCAAACAUUUGCAAGAAAUGAAUAUGUUGGAUUUUGAUUCAAAGACAGAAAGAGAAUUGGAGGAGGUAAGGAUAUUUGAACUUUUAGAAGAAAAAGCGGAAAAUUCUAGUUUCUGUUCAACAUCAAGCACAGUCCUUGCAUUUUUGCAGCAGUCCACACCGUUUAAAAUAAAGAAGAGAUUAAAUUGUGCAAACAGUGAAGGCGAUGUCGUAGUAAGGCAGCAAAAUGACGAACAAACUAGCGAUAUAAUCGAGCAGAAAUCGAUGUCUCAGCGAUCUACACAUAUAGGAAAUUUAAAACCCAAGAUACAACAAUUUGAGCACUUUGGUAUUCGUAAACAUUCUCGUAAUUCCACCAUCAAGCCUUACUCGGAUACUAUAAAUGAUACUCAAGAGGAAAUACAGAAACAUUCAACAAUUGUCAAUCAAAUAUCACAAAAUAAUAGAGCAUAUACAGAUUAUUUAAAAAAUCAUGAGAUAGUAGCAUUGUCAUCAGAUAGCGAUGAAGAAGAAGAUAUUUCCAAAGGAAAUAAUGUAGCGAGCGAUGAUGAAGCGGGUGUAAAUCAUCGCGUUAGAUUCUCGGAAUAUAACGAAUAUAGAACUAUAGAUUCAACUGACGUGACAGAUAAAUCUCUCUUGAGAGAUCAAAUCAAGAAACAAGACUGGAAUGAUCAUUCCACUGAUUCAUCGGAAUUGUCUGACAUUGAAGAGAAAUUGCCGUUAAAUGAUGGAAAAAUGUCUCCCCUGAAAAUGACAAAUAGUGAAAAAGCAAUUGAUGCCUCAAGACGAUCAUUCUUGCAAGAAAAUAUAAUGAAAGAUUCAUAUUAUCGUCUAACGCAAGCUGUAAAUAUUCCUGAAGAAAAAAAUGCUUUGAAUUGUGAAAACGAAUUGCCAAACGAAAAUAUGUACGAUGAUAACGAGUCUACAAUAGUGGAAGAAAUUAUUCAAACAUCUGACGAAGAACAGUCAUCGACAUCAUCAUUAUUAUCAGAUACUCAUAGAGGACUGAAUACGCUAGAAAGAAAAGAAUAUGUACUAAGAAAUGAACUAGAAAAAAUAACAAUGGAGAAAAUAGAAAAAAUACAUUCGAAUGCGGAGGAGAUCGAUCAGCCAUACGAAGAUCGAACAAAUCGGAUGAAUGGUUUCGAAUCAGAACUUUUAAAAAGCCGUUUAUUAGAACUCGAAAGAGAAAUUGACAUAUUUCGAAAGGAAAGUGCAGCUCUGUUACUCCAACGUCGAAACCUACAAGAAGAUCAGACGAUAUUGCAUAAAAAAUAUGCGGAGAAGGAAAGAAAUUUUGAGGAAAACAAAAGAAGAAUAGAAAACCGAUUAGAAGAAGAAAAAAAGAGACUGGCACGCGAGAGAAUGGCAAUGGAGAAUAGAAUUCGCGAUGCUCAAGAGAAGGCGAGACAAAAUAAAAUAGAAAGACAGAAGGUGGAAAGCUUGGAAGAGCAAUUGGAAAAAUUGAGGGACGAACUGAAUAUCAGGGAGAGUAGGUGGAAUGCCGCCGAAUCGAGGUAUAAAAGUGAGCUUCGCGUAUUACGAGUAGAAAUUUCAAAAUUGAAAGAAGAAAUCGCGACUUUGCAGAACAUUAAAAAAACAAAUAUCAAAAAUAUCAGGAAGAGCACAAGUGGACAAAUGAUUACAAAAGCUAUCAACCAAAUUAAUAAACGUAUCAUUGCGGCUCCGUCCAAAGAGCUUCCAACGAAGGCGUCUCAAGAUUUAUCAGAUACUUCUCCGGAUGCUUCUACUCACGACGAUGAUGAUGAAGAUAAAAACAGAAGCAAAUCAAUAGAAUCGAUUGUAAAAUCGGUUAAUGUAAAUGACGAUUUUGAACAAAUAAAGAAUAUAUCUGUAAAUAAUAAAGUAGAAUCUAAACGAGCCAAGAUUGGUUCACGGCCAAAAUGCAAUAAAACAUUCGAGGGGAAGAGUAGCGCGAAGAAAAAACAAUCUUUAUACGAAAAUUUAUUGAAAGACGCAACAUCGGAUCUUCUGGAAGAUCAAAAUUCGAUUUACAUUAAUCAAGAUACGAGUGAAUCGACAGAUACGCAAUUACGGAAUGCAAGGAACGAUGAAACAUCCGAUAAAAGUAACGAUAAAUCUCAACACAUGUCCACAAACGAGGACCUCAGAUGUACAAUGAUUUGCACUACAAGCAAUACAGAAAUACCGUUCUAUAGAUCACACGAAAUGAAUCAAAGUCCAUCAGAUAAAGAUAUAAGAUUGCCUGACAAGAGUUUAAACCCUUCACCAUGUCCCUCCUCUCUUCAUCAUCGGACUAGUGGAGGGAAUACUAAAGAUAUCGUAAAACAGAUUCAAUAUUCCGAUGGACAUAUAGAGUACUGGUAUCCGAACGGUAAUGUUAAAAAAGUCUUUCCCGAUCGAGAAGUUACAAAGAUGAUUUAUUACAAUGGAGAUGUUCGUGAGACUGACAAGGAUGGUAAAGUAAAAUAUUUCUACGCUACGACUCGGACAUGGCAUACGACGACUACUGAUGGCUUGGAAAUCUUAGAAUUUCCCGACGGACAAGUGGAGAAACGUGCAUCCGAUGGUACUGUUGAAGUAUCGUUUCCGGAUGGCGCUAUACGAGUAGCACAAGCGGAUGGUACGGAGAAAUGGUCCUUACCAGAUGGGACAGUAGCGCAAACCUUUAUUAAUGGCGAUAAAAUUCUGACUUUGUCGAAUGGCCAGAGAGAAAUUCACACGAAAGAGCAUAAGAGACGAGAGUAUCCCGAUGGUACUGUAAAGAUAGUGUAUGCGGAUGGUACUCAAGAAACACGAUAUUCCAGUGGGAGGAAACGAUUAAAAGAUAAAGACGGUAAUCUUUUAAUGGAUUCGUAUGAUAAUUAAGUUUUUCCAUUAAGGAUAUUUUUUAAUGGAUUUUAGCAGGAAUAUGGUAAAGUAAGGAAUCUCUCUAUAUUCUAAAAUUGUCGCAAAUGUCUCUGCUAUUCUGCAAUAUUUCAAUUACUUAUUUAUA
This is a messenger RNA of Camponotus floridanus (Florida carpenter ant), 4184 nucleotides long. RefSeq names its product centromere protein J (gene Sas-4). The record is from RefSeq and is a predicted model, not a curated record. NCBI's taxonomy places the organism in Eukaryota, Metazoa, Arthropoda, Insecta, Hymenoptera, Formicidae. Gene Ontology annotation, molecular function: tubulin binding. Gene Ontology annotation, biological process: cilium assembly; centriole elongation. Bases 263 to 4057 code for a protein of 1264 amino acids. The transcript is spliced from 5 exons. Gene Ontology annotation, cellular component: nucleus; centrosome; centriole.